Messenger RNA from Anguilla anguilla (European eel), 1151 nucleotides. It is a transcript of the gene iqcc, whose product is annotated as IQ motif containing C. Lineage: Eukaryota; Metazoa; Chordata; Actinopteri; Anguilliformes; Anguillidae. The record is from RefSeq and is a predicted model, not a curated record. Gene Ontology annotation, molecular function: protein binding. Bases 79 to 795 code for a protein of 238 amino acids. The transcript is spliced from 5 exons.
CGUGGGCGUCACAAGCGGAAGUGUUGCUAAGGAAGUUUUUCAGUAAACGCGGGGAACUUCCUGUUCGGAAGAUUUGAAAUGGAGAGACAAGAUUUGGAAAGAAUAAUUACUGAUUUUCAGGCAAAAGCUCGUGGAUUUUUGGUAAGGAAAGAGCUGAGCGGAGUGCGCCAGGAUUAUGAAGACAUCGUGAGUGAGAUCGAGGGAGACCUCAGCCACCUAGAAUGGAGGGGAGGCAUAAUUGCAAUACCUCUUUUCACGAAAAACGCCUUCGUGUGGCAGAGCAAUAAAUGUCCUUCAAGUGAGAAUCCAGAAGAGCCGAGCCGUGUUUCUGAGCUAACGCAGCUCCUGGGGAAACCCAGAGAAGGAACAUCGCAAGAGGUGCAGCUGGUGAUCUCUGACAGCCAGGGGGCAAUGAGAGAACUCCACCAACAGGAACAGUAUGACCGUGUCCCCGCUGUGAGGGACAGUGGGUCCUCCGGGCCAGCAGAGGGCGACGGUGAUCUCAGUCUGGGCACCGAGACGCGCAGUAGAGUUGAGCUCCAGGAAGGAGGGGACCCAGGGAGUGUGGUCAAGGAAACAUUAGUGUGGGACAGCACGGCCGUGGAUGCGGGCUACAGCCUCCUACGGAAAGGAUCUCCCCGCCGCUCGCAGGUGAAGGACAUCCCCAGGAAGCAGGAGGAUCUCUGUCUGCACAGGAACAACCUGUCUAUGGAGCUGCUGUGGCUGCAGCAGGCCAUCAACAGCAGGAAGAAGUAUCUGCUGUUGAAACAGAGACUGGGACUUCCAGAGCGGUAGAACUGUGAUCUGCGGACUGAUAGAGCCUCCUGCUGCUGAGGGGGUUCCUGCUUGAGUGGUGGAGCCAAUUUGGACGUGCUGGGGGCUGGGGCAGUUUUGGGGGGGGGGGGGUCUCUGUAUAUAUUGGUAUUCCGAAUGUAUAUAUGUAUAUGUCUGUAUCUGAUGAAUCUCUCAGGUUUCACACCUUAAUUGUGAGGCCUGCUAACAGAACAGCACUCAUGGAAACGGGAAAAAAAAAUAGUGAAAAGUUGGUAUUUUUGUAUGGAGAAAUGUAAAAACUAAACUAUAUUUUGUCCAAUAAAAUUUUAGUUUUGUAGACAUGAAAUGGAAUUAAACUGGAAUUUUAAAAAAUUGAA